Trichoderma gamsii is the source of this 510-nucleotide messenger RNA. RefSeq names its product endoribonuclease L-PSP. The transcript is spliced from 4 exons. Gene Ontology annotation, molecular function: deaminase activity. The record is from RefSeq and is a predicted model, not a curated record. Gene Ontology annotation, cellular component: cytosol; mitochondrion. The coding region runs from base 1 to 510 and encodes 169 amino acids. Lineage: Eukaryota; Fungi; Ascomycota; Sordariomycetes; Hypocreales; Hypocreaceae.
AUGUUACCUAUUGCUCGCAGCUCAGCUCGGCCCCUCGCCAGAGGCCUUGCCGCCGCCGCGUCCUCUCCGGCGCUAUUCGCUGCAAGACCCAAGUUUACACUCGUCACAGCUUUCGCGAGACCAAAAUCCACAAUGGCCGACCAGACUAUCGUGUACACUAAGGAAGCCCCCUUCCCCCUCGGCCCUUACUCUCAAGCCGUCAAGACUCCUACUGCCAUCUACUGCUCCGGCCAGAUCCCCCUUACUGCUGAUGGCACCCUGAUUGAAGGCACCAUCGCCGAGAAGACGAGAAAGUGCUGCGAGAACCUGGAUGCCGUUCUCAAGCAGGCUGGCUCUUCCCUGCCCAGAGUCGUCAAGACCACUAUUUUCAUCUCCGACAUGGAUCACUUUGCUGAGAUGAACGGAGAGUACGAGAAAUUCUUUUCUCACAAGCCUGCUCGAAGCUGCGUUGCAGUCAAGACGCUCCCCAAGGGCGUCGAUGUGGAAAUUGAGGCUAUUGCCCUGCCAUAG